Megalops cyprinoides (Indo-Pacific tarpon) is the source of this 12624-nucleotide messenger RNA. RefSeq names its product spectrin, beta, non-erythrocytic 5 (gene sptbn5). The transcript is spliced from 70 exons. Gene Ontology annotation, cellular component: plasma membrane; cortical actin cytoskeleton; cell projection. Gene Ontology annotation, molecular function: actin filament binding; phospholipid binding. The record is from RefSeq and is a predicted model, not a curated record. NCBI's taxonomy places the organism in Eukaryota, Metazoa, Chordata, Actinopteri, Elopiformes, Megalopidae. Gene Ontology annotation, biological process: actin cytoskeleton organization.
AUGGACGGGGGGGAGUUCGAGCAGGGCCGCAUUCGUGAGCUGCAGGAGCAGCGCAUGGCCGUGCAGAAGAAGACCUUCACCAAGUGGAUGAACAACGUCUUCGCCAAGAGCGGGGAAAAAGUGGUGCUGAAGGACGUCUACACAGAGCUGAAGAACGGGAUCUACCUGGUCCGGCUGCUGGAGCUGAUCUCUGAUACCAAGCUGCCCACCCCGAGCCGGCGGACCCUCCGAGUGCACUGCCUGGAGAACAAUAGCAUUGCCAUCAACUUCCUCAAGACCAAGAUCCGGGUCGAUCUGAUUGGCCCGGAGAACAUCGUCGAUGGAGACAGAACUCUCAUCCUGGGCCUCCUCUGGAUCAUUAUCUUGCGCUUCCAGAUCGGAUUCAUCAACAUCGAUGAGACUGAUGGAGGUGCCAGCGCUGCCCGCCGCUCCGCCAAGGAGGCUCUGCUCAUCUGGUGCCAGCGCAAGACAGCCGGGUAUGCCAACGUCAACGUGCAGGAUUUCUCCAGCAGCUGGAGGGAUGGCCUGGCAUUUAACGCCCUCAUCCACGCCCACCGGCCUGACCUGUUAAACUACAGCCGCCUGAAUCCGAACGAGCCCCUCAGGAACCUGGAGAACGCCUUCUCCGUGGCCGAGACCCAGCUGGGCAUCCUGCGGCUGCUGGACAUCGAGGACGUGGCCGUGCCGCACCCCGACGAGAAGUCCAUCAUGACCUACGUGUCCCUGUACUACCACUACUUCUCCCGCCUCAAGCAGGGGCAGACCGUGCAGAAGAGGAUCGCCAAGAUCGUGGGCCUCCUGAAGGAGCUGGAUGACCUCACAGUGCAGUACGAGAGGAUGGUGUCCGAUUUGCUCCACUGGAUCAAGUCCAAGGUGGUGGAGCUCAACGACCGCCUCUUCCCCAACUCCCUGCAAGACAUGCAGCGGCUGAUGGCGGCCUUCAAGACAUACCGCACGGUGGAGAAGCCGCCAAAGUACCAGGAGCGGGGGGCCAUCGAGGCCCACCUCUUCAACCUACGCACCAAGCUGCGGGCCAACAACCAGCACGCGUACGUCCCCCCGGAGGGCCGGACCCUGGGCGACGUGGAGAAGCACUGGGCCCUGCUGGAGCGGGCGGAGGCCGAGCGCGAGCGCGCCCUGCAGGGGGCGCUGCUGAGGCUGGAGCGCCUGGAGCAGCUGGCGCAGAAGUUCGGGCGCAAGGCAACGCUGCGGGAGGCCUACCUGGAAGACACCCUGCAGCUGCUCCAGCGCCAGGACUUCCGCGGCAUGUCUCGCCUGGAGGAGGUGCAGGCCGCCGCCCGCAGGCUGGAGGCCCUCAGCACUGACGUGCACGCCCGCGAGCCCCGUUUCCGCGCCCUCAGGGACAUGGCCGCCAUCAUAGAGAAGGAGAACUACCACAGCAAGGCCCAGGUGGUCCGGAGGCAGGAGAUCAUCACGGAGCGCUGGAAAGAUCUGCUCCAACAGCUGCAGCGCCACCGUGACUUCCUGGGGGGUGCUGUCAACACCCUGGGUGUUCUGAGGGACGUUGAGCUGGUCUCCCAGGACCUGGCGGAGCUACAGGUGCUGGCAGCUUGUAAGGAUCUUGGAAAGCAGCUCCCAGACGUGGUAUCUCUGCUGCAGAAACAGGACCUCCUGGACGCUCAGAUCUCCUCCCACGGAGAGACUGUGAGCGCCCUGAGCAAAAGCACCAUGGCCGGCCAGCACAGCGACCGCCAGCAGGUCCAGAGCCGUGUCAGAGCGCUCAGCACCCAGUACAGCUCCCUGGUGGCCCAGAGUAAAACCAGGAGACAGGCAUUGCAGGAGCAGCUGAAGCUCUUUGAGUUUUUCCGUGACUGUGAGGAGGUGGAGUCCUGGAUCUAUGAGAAGUGGCAGCUGCUGAGAACAGCCAACCUGGGCCGAGACCUCAACCAGAUCCAGCUGGCCAUGCAGAAGCAUAAGGCCGUGGAAGCAGAGGUGCAGUCCCAUGAGUCUCUGUGCUCGGCCGUAGUGGGAAGGGGUCGUGACCUCUGCAGCAGGAGGCACCCCAGUGAGAAGGACAUACAGAAGUGGGUGCGGACCCUGCAGAGGCAGUGGCAGCACCUGGCGGACGAAGUGGCCAAUCGCAGGACCAGGCUGCACGCAGGCAGCGUCAUCAAACAGUACUUUGCGGAUGUGGCGGAAGCAGAGUCUUGGCUUAGUGACCGCAGGCCUCUGCUCGCCAGCGAGGAUUAUGGGAAGGAUGAGUCCAGCGCGGAGGCCCUGCUGCAGCGCCACUUGCGGUUGGAGAGGGAGAUCGAGGCGUACCGCUCCGAGGUGCAGCGUCUGGGGGAGCAAGCCAAGAAUGCCGCCCUUCAGGCACCUCUCACGGCUGAGCCCCAGGAGAACACAAAGGCGCGGGACAGUGGCUCCUCAGGAGAGGAAGAGGAAGGGGGGAAGGAGAGGGGAAGGGUGGCCACGCCAAGAACAGGAAAGGCGACUCCGCUGCCCCGGACUCAGGAACCGAGUCCCACCGCCCAGGGCAAGAUCAGGUUCAAGUACAGAGGUGAGAAGGUGACCAUGGACCGCGGGGAGAUGGUGAGACUUCUCAGUAAGGAGCAGGGCGAUAAGUGGCUGGUUAGGGACAGCAAAGGCAUCGAACAGCUGGUGCCCGCCACCUACAUCACAGAGCUCCCCACCAAGGUGGAGUCUCCGCCCCAGCCUGUCCUGAAUAACGGCACGCUGCAGAGCCCCACCCACAAGGUGAGCCGGCCGCGGCGUAGCCGCUCCAUGCGGCGCGGCACCACGGAGAUCCCGUCCAGCGCACUGCCCGACCCGCACUUCCAGCAGGACACCAUCCUAAGCACACAGAGAGACCUGGACAGCGAGUUCAGCCGCCUGCUCAGCCUGGCGCAGGCCAGAAAGAAAGCCCUGGAAGAGGGAUUUAGGCUGUACCGCUUCUAUAACACCUGCCAGGAGUUUGAGUCUUGGAUGGAAGACAAGGAGAAUGUCCUGAAUGCCUUCAGGCCCAGCUCAGAGAACGUGGAGGUGAUGCAAGCAAAGUACGAGAACUUCCUGACAGAACUAGCAAGUGGGAAGGGACAGCUUGAUGACAUCAGACGGCUGGGGGCAGAGCUGGUAAAGAGCGGGCACAGCAAACAGAGAGAGAUCCGUGCUAAACAGGAGCAGGUCAACCACAGGUGGGAGCAUCUGCAGGGUCUUAAGGAUGAGAAAGCCCACGAGCUCCUGGGCACCGCGGAUGUCAGGUCCUUCCUGCAAGACUGCCAGGAUGCCAGGGCACAGCUGGAGGACAAGAUGGCCCAGCUGGGCACUGCGGAGGUGGGCAGCAGUGCGGCCGCCCUGCAGGCUGAGGAGCGUGGGCAGGCUCAGGCCGAGAGGGAGAUCCAGGCCCUGGAGCGAAAGAUAGAGUAUCUGAAGAGCAUUGCCAAAAUGAAGCAGGACCUGAGCCCGGCGGAGAGCGCGGCGAUCAUGGAGGAGGUGCGGGGCCUGGAGCGCAUGCUGCAGGCAGUGCGCGGGCGGGCGGAGCAGAGGCGGGCCCUCCUGGAGGAGGCGCGGCGGCGGCAGCUCUUCCAGCAGGAGACGCGGGACCUGCUGCUGUGGGCGGGUGUGGCCCGGGAGAGGCUGACAGAGGACGAGACCGCCUCCGACGUGGCCUCCGCUCAGGUGCUGCUGAAGGAGAACCAGGACCUGUGGCAGGAGAUCGAGGACCAGAGGGGCAGGUGAGACGUGAGCAACAGUUUGUGUCUUUUUAGGGUGAAGACUAUGGAGAAGCUGGGGCAGUCGCUGUCCAGCUCAUCACCUAGCAACAGAGGUGAGGUACAACAGACGCUCCACAAGAUGAACCAAGAGUGGGCGGAGCUCGACAAGCUGUGGGCCAAUCGGAGGAAACGGCUCGAGGAAAGUUUGGAAUUGCAGAAGUUCAACCGAGAAGCGGACCGGAUCGACGCGGCGCUGUCCAGUCACGAAGCCCGGCUGAAAGUAAAAGAUCUUGGGGACUCCGUGGACAGCGUGCACAGCCUGCUGGGAAGGCAGGAGGAAGUGGAAGGGCUGCUGAAGGCGCUUGACCAGAGAGUGCGCCUCCUGCAGGACAAGAGCAGCGAUCUCACCCGCAAGCGCCACCCUGCCUGCAAACAGAUCCAGCAGAGGGCGCUGGCUGUCCAAGAGCGCAGCAGAAAGCUGACAGAGAGCAGUGACAAGAGGAGGAAGCUGCUGCUGGCGUCGAAGAAGUAUCAGGAGUUCCACCGUGAUGCAGAGGAGAUGCUCCUGUGGAUGGACGAGAAGUUUGAGAUUGCGCAAGAUGAAUCGUACCGCGACCCCACCAACGUCCUUCGCAAACUGAAGAGGCACGAGGCGGCGGAGCGGGAGAUGCAAGCCAACCAAGUGCGGCUGGACCGCCUCAGAGAGAUGGGGGAGGAGAUGCUGGCAGAGGGGCACUACAACCGCCAAGUCGUCCGGGAAGAGUCCGCGCAGGUGUGCAAAAGGUGGGCGGAGCUGCAGAGGAAGAUGACUGAGAGAGGGGACAAGCUGCGGCAGGCGGGCCAGCAGGAGCAGCUGAUGGAGCUGCUGCAGGACUCCAAGCUGAAGAUGGAGGCGAUCCAGAGGAUGCUGCGGGAUGCUGGGAAGGGUCACAACCUGCAGUCCAGCCGGCAGCUGCUGAAGGAGCACCAGCAGCUGGAGCAGGAGGCCCGGGAACUGGCCGACAAGAUGAAUGCCAUCGUCACGCGCGCCAAACAUGUGGCCACCAACCACUUCGACUCCCAGAGGAUACUGCGGGAGACAGAGAAGUACCUGAAGCUGUUUGAGUCUCUACAGCGCCCCCUGGAUCGGCGCAGGGCCCAGCUGGAGGCUUCCGUCGCUUUGUACGGGUUCUACCACGAUGUGGAUCUGGAGCUCAGCUGGAUAUCAGAGCGCCGCCCGCUGGCGAACUCCACUAACUACGGCAAGUCAAUGGCCAGUGGCAUCAACCUGCUCCAGAAGCACAAGGAGUUGCAGGCAGAGGUCAAUGCCCACCGAAAGCAUCUGCAGCGUGUGCUGGAGAAGGGGAGGGUCAUGGGAAACUCCAUGCAAGGCCACAGGGAAGAAGUACUGGAGAGAUGCAGUCACCUGACUCUUGAGUGGGAGGAGCUAGAGGGCGUAUGUGAGGAAAGGGCAGCCAAUCUCAAUAGGGCUGUCACUCGAGAACAGAUCUUGCUGGAUGCUACAGAGUUGGAGACUCGUCUGUCAGAGCUGCUGCCAUUGGUCAGCAGCGAAGACUACGGCAAGAACGAGCCAACCACCAUCAUCCUCAUGAAGAAACACCAGGUGCUGGAGGGGCAGAUGGAGGUGCUGGCUGCUCAGGUGGAGGACCUUAGGAGCAGCGUGGAGGCGGCAGCCAGAGCGUGGCGUAAGGAUGAAGUGGACUGGCCCCAUGAACGCAUCAGCAGCCAGCUCAGUAAACUGCAGCAUUCAGCCACACUGAGGGCCCAGCGGCUGAAGGAGGCCCUGUGUCUGCAUGAGUUCAGCAGAGAGUCCUCAGAGCUGAGGGAAUGGAUCACUCAGAAGACUCAGGUCGCUGCCUCUGAGGAUUAUGGGAAUGACCAUGAACAUGUGCUGCACCUGCAGGGGACAUUCGAGGCAUUCCUCAGACAGCUGGAGGGGGGAGCGGAGAGACUGCACAGCUGCCAGGAGCUUGCUGAUUCGCUCAUUCUACGCGGACACGCCCAGGCUCGGUUCAUCCAGGAAACGCAGGAUGAGCUCAGGGUGUCCUGGGCUGAGAUGCAGGACCUAGCCAGAGAGCGCGAGGAGAGGCUUCAGAAAGCUGUGGAGUAUCACAGGAUCUACCGAGACCUGACCGAGGCCCUGGGACACAUUGAGGAGAGGUACAAGAGCAUUCCUGAUGACAUCGCUAAGGACCUGCAGGGGGUGCUGUCUCAGCUGCGUAAACAUGAGGCUCUGGAGCAUGAGCUGGCAGGCAAUGAGCAGCAGCUCCAGGAGAUGCUGGAUGCGGCCGAUGCUGUGCUGGAGCUGUGCUCCCCGGGACAGAAGGAGCUGCUCCAGGACCGCCAGCAGGAGGUGGUGGAGAGCUGGGAGAGGCUGCGAGCGCGUGUGGAGCAGAGAGGGGAUGACCUGGAGCAAGCGCGCAAACGCUACCUCUUCCUCAACACCGUGCAGGACUACUCCUUGUGGUGCGCUCAGGUCCUGGGGGGCAUGAGGGCGGAGGAGUCCAUUCGUGACGUGUCCACCAGCGACCUGCACCUGGCCCAGCACCAGCAGCUGCGGGCUGAGAUCGCCACUCGCGAAGAGGCCUUCGAGCAGGCGGUGGCCAUGGGCCACGAGCUUCUGCAGGAGAACAGCCCUCACAGCAGGGAGGUCCAGGACAGGUUGGAGGCGCUGCAGGAGGAGAGGGACUCGCUGUACGCUCACUGGGAGCAGAAGCAGCAGUGGCUGCAGGUGACUCACCUGGAGCAGGUGUUCUACAGAGACGCAGGACACAUGGAGAAGAUCACCAGCUCACAGGAGAUUCUCCUGAAGAGCAGCGAUCUCGGUGCCUCAGUGGACGAGACUGAAGUGCUCAUUAAGAGGCAUGAGGCCUUUGAGAAGCUGCUCCAUUCCCAGGAUGAAAAGGUGGUGGCUCUGCAGGAGCUGGCUGAGAGGCUCCAGAAGGAGGGCAUAAAGAGGGACAGAGCUGGCCAGGUCCAGAGCAAGCUCCGGGCUCUGCUGGACAGGAGGAGCCGCAUCAAAGAGCUCUCCGCUAAACGCACGGAGGAGCUUGCCAUAUCCAGACUGCUGUGCGUCUUCAACCGCGACGCGGCAGAGGCGGAGGAGUGGGUUUCAGAGAGGAUGCACAAGAUGCAGGAGGACUCCAAGAAGGACCUGAGUGACCUUCAGGUGAAGAUGAAGCUGCUUCAGAAACACCAGGUCUUUGAGGCGGAGAUACUGGCCCACAACGAGAUCAUUGACUCUGUACAGCAGGCGGGGGCGGAGCUUGUGUCACUGCGACACCCCAAGUCCCAGGAGGUGCGUAGGAGUGUCACAGCUCUGAAGGACCACUGGGAGGCACUGAAGAGGGCAGUCGCAGCCAGGGGGAAAAUGCUAGAAGACAACAGAGACUUCCUGGAGUUCCUUCAGAGGGUGGAGCAGGUGGAGGCCUGGAUCAGGCAGAAGGAAGUGAUGAUCAAUGUGGGGGAUGUUGGGGAGGACUAUGAACAUGGGCUACAGCUGCUGAAAAAGCUCAAUGAGUUCAGGGGUGCCGGCUCUGGGGAAGUGACAGUGGAUGAUGCCCACAUCAAGGCGAUCAACAACAUGGCCGCUCGGCUGGAGCGGCAGAACAGGGAGGAAGUGGCCACAGUGAAGCAGAGGAAACAGCAGCUCAAUGAGAGAUGGAACAACUUCCACGGCAACCUGAACAGUUACAGGAAGAAGCUGGAGGCGGCCCUGGGGGUCCACUCCCUCAUUCGAGACCUGGAGGAGAUCCGUGAGAGGACUGGGGAAAAGAUGCUUCUGAUGCGUGGCCCAGACUGCGGCCAGGACGUGGAGAGUGUAGAGAAUCUGAUGCGUCGACACGAAGAGACAGAGCGUGAGGUCAGGGUCAUCCAGGAGAGGGCAACGGCCGUGGAAAAAGAGGCCAGGAUGCGAGUGAGGAGCAUAUCAGCGAUGGCAGAGAAGCUCGCCAAGAAACAGCAGGAAGUGCGAACUGCCUUGGUGAACCUGGAGAAGGAAGUCAGCCUCAGGAAGGAGAGACUGCAAGCAGCACAUCAGCUGCAGCUGUUCAAAGCUGACCAGCGCCCUCUGCUGGACUGGGUCCUAAAGCAGAGCUCCGAGAUGGAGAAGAGUGGACUGCCCAAAAGCAAGACAGAGGCGGAGAGCUUCAUUGCUGAGCAUCAGGACAGAAAGGCAGAGAUAGAUGCCCGUGGAGAGCGUUUUGAUUCAGUGAAGAAUUUUGGGCAGAGUCUGGUGAAGUCUGGACACAGUUCAUCCCCAGAGAUCAGGAAGGCCUUGACCAGUCUGGAAGAGUCUAAGGCCAGACUUAACCAGAUUUGGCAGGAUCGAAAGCAGAGAUUGGACCAGGCACUGGAGCUCCAGAUAUUCCUCGGCUACGUGGAGCAGAGUGAGAGUUGGUUGAGCAACAAAGAAGCUUUCCUGGCCAAUGAAGACCUGGGGGGCUCCCUGUCUGAUGUGGAGGCUCUUCAGAGGAAGCAUGUCCUGUUUGAGAAGACACUGGAUGCCCAGAUGGAACAGGUGGAGGGGAUGGAACGGCUGGCCCAACAGCUGAUCCAGAAGCGUCACUUCGACUCGGACAACAUCCGCAACAAGAGCCAGGCAGUGCUUCUCAGAAAAAGGAAGUUAAUAGAGAAGAGUGAAGCUCGCAGGAAGAAGCUAGAAGAGUCUCUGCAGCUUCAGAAGUUCCUGGGCAGCAGCCAUGAGGUGUGCUCCUGGCUGAGCGAGAAGAACACUGUGGCCCUAGACGAGAGCUGGAGGGAUCCCACCAACCUCCAGGCCAAGCUGCUGAAGCACCAGAGCUUUGAAGCUGAGAUCCUGGCCAAUCGGAACCGCGUGGGGACUCUGACGAAGGAAGGGGAGAAGAUGCUGUCUGCUGGACACUUUGCUCCUGGUAAGAUCAACACCCGACUGAAGGAGAUGAAAGGCAGCUGGGAGCUGCUUCUGAGCAACUGCAAAGAGAAGAAGUCACGUCUGCAGCAAGCCUAUCAAGCCUUACAGUUCCAGCGCUCAUUGGAGGACAUUGAGGACUGGCUUGUUUCCGUGGAGACAGAGGCCGCUAACGAGGACUGCGGCACAGACCUGGCGUCCGUGUCGCAGCUGCUGAAGGCCCUGCAGGAGCUGGAGGAGGCCGUGGAGGCCCACCUGGACCGCAUCCAGGGGCUGGUGGACAUGGCCAAGGAGUUCCGCAGCCAGGGCAAUUUCCUGGCCGAGGAAAUCCAGAGGAGGGUGGGGGAGACCGUGCACAGGUAUAACAGUUUGGCAGAGCCGCUGCAGAGCCGGAGAGAGGCCUUGGAGGCUUGGCAGCUGCUGUUCCAGUUCUACCGCGACAUGGAGGACGAGCUGGUCUGGAUCCAGGACAAGCUGCCCUCGGCCUACUCCAAGGACUGGGGCUCCUCCCUGCACAGCACACAGUCACUGGUCAAAAAGCACCAGGUCCUGAUGCAGGACAUCGCCAGCCGUGCCCCUCUGGUGCAGGCGGUGCAGGAGGCAGGGCAGAGCCUGGUGAGGGGCGUCCAUUUUGCCUCUCACGAGAUCGGAGAGAGACUGGCAGAGCUGGGGAAGCUCUCUGAGAACCUUAGGACCGAGUCAGACAGGAGAGGGCGCCUGCUGCAAGAGGCUCUGAAAAUUCAGACAUACUUAGCAGAGCUGUCUGAGAUGGAGCUGUGGAUGGAAGAGAGACGCCCCAUGCUGGAGUCUUCAGAUUUUGGGAAGAGUGCAGAGUCCACUCAGGCCCUCCUGCGGAAGCUGGACACUCUGGACCUGGACUUAGAGAGUAUUAGACCCAAAAUGGAGUCACUGCAGGAGACAGGAGCUAAGCUGGAGAACUGUGGACACCCCAACAGUCAGCUGGUCAGUGAGAGCCUUGAGCCCGUGCUGGAUCAGUACCAGACUCUGCUGCAGCUCUCUGUUGACCGCAGAGCUGCUCUGGAGGAGCAGUUCCAACUGUACGUGUUCGAGAGAGAGGCCCGUGAGCUCCAGAACUGGAUCAGCACCCGCAAGUCCAUGGCGGAGUCAGAGGAGUACGGACAGGACCUGGAGGAUGUGGAGGUGUUGCAGAAAAAGUUUGAGGAUUUCCUGUCAGAAGUGCAGGGUCUCGGACAGAGCAAACUCAGCUCUGUCCUGCAGCUUGCACAGGAAGUGAAGUCAGCCGAAGGCCAGAAAAAAGAGGAGGAGCUUCACAGAUUGUGGGAGGAGUUACACCAGACCGUGGAAAGCAGAGCAGAGAACCUGCGUUCGGCACGUGAGGUGCACCAGUUUGACCACGACGUGGAUGAGCUGAAGGGCUGGAUGACUGAGAAAGAGGCUGCACUUGACUCUGAGGAUCAUGGUCAUGACCUGCUGAGCGUCCAGGCGCUGCUACGGCAACACGCCAGCCUGGAGAGAGAUUUGGCUGCCAUUGGGGAGGAGGUGUCCCGGAUUCAGGAUGAGGGCACGGCCCUCGGCCGCAGAUACGCCCAGGUGCAAGAGAGCCUGGCAGAGAGGCUGCAGGAGGUGGAGGAGACCUGGGCCAGCCUGCAGGAGAAGGCAUCCCAGCGCGGGGCAAGACUGAGCCAGGCAGAGACUGCACAGAGAUACCUCACUGAAUCCAGGGAGCUGCUGGCGUGGCUGAAGGAGACCCUAUCUCUGGUCAGAGGGGAGGGGCUAGGAGGGGAGGGUGGGGACCUGGAGCAGAUCCUCAAACGCCAUGAAGAGUACCGUCUACAGAUUGACAGGCAGCUCGACAAAUCGCAGGCUGUGAAAGAGGAGGGCCGACACCUUGUGGAAGGCGGGAAUUUCAUGAGUCAAGAGGUGGGGGAGCGGCUGGUGGAGCUGCAGGAGCUGGAGCAGCAGGUGCAGGAGAGCUGGGAGGAGCGGAGGCUGCUGUACCAGGAGGAGCUGGAGAUCCUGCAGCUGCAGAGGGAGCUGGAGCAGGCAGAGCACUGGCUCAGUAGCCACGAGACUGCGCUGAGAGCAGAGGAGUAUGGGGACUCUGUUCCAGAUGUUUUGGAGCUGAUGAAGAAGCAGGAGGAUCUGGAGGCAAUGCUGCAGGCCCAGGAGGAGAGGUUCAGUCUGCUGCAGGAGAAGAGGACCCAGAGGGAGCAGAGGCUGCAGCAGCUGCAGGGCCGGGGAGAGGGCUCACGUGACAAGCCUAUCAGAGUGCCUUCUCUCAAGAGGAACCCGUCUGACCGCCGGCCAAUAGCAUCGCCUCGUGCCCCCGCAACCAAACCCCCACCCCUGAAUUUCAGCCACAGCGGCCACCGCAGGACCAACAGCGGCAGCAGUGACAUCAUCAUCUCCCCCCUCCGACGAUCUAUAAGAUCCCCCAGGUCCCAGGGCACCACCUUCACCUCCAGGAGCCUUGCUACAACCUCCUCUCCAAUCCCCACGGACUCUGACCUCUCCCCUACCUCAAGAAGCCCCACCUCCAAAGGCCCCACCCCCAGCCCCUCCCCCAGGUCCUUAACCACCCGUAGCACCUCUCAUAGCCCAUUCUCUGCCCCCACAGAGAAGCCUGUUAUAGCUCCCAAACCCUGCCUUUCACCAACUUUCUCCUCACCUACGAACCACACAGCCCCGAGCAUUACCGCUCAUGGGCUAGCUAACCUGUCACUCAAAAGUGAACCUGGCUCCAGCCAAAGAGAUGCCACAGACCAAACCCUCCUCCCCCCAACCUCUCCAGACCCUGGUGCCACAGAAUCCAGCCCUUCACUUACAACUGAAGACGAGUUGCCUUAUUCAUCACCCGUUCAAUCCAAGCCACGCUCUCUUCACACUGCCAGGCCAAACCUGUCACUCAGGGAGAAGAGGCCAUCGCCUCCUACAACACCAACCCCAGACAUUUCAGAACCAGCCCCUCCAUCGCCUCCCACAACACCAGCCCUGGACAAAUCCAAAAGAGCCCCUCCAACAUCUCCCACAACACCGGCCCUGGAUGAAUCAGAACCCGUGCCUCCGUCACCUCCCACAACACCAGCUCCGGACAAAUCAGAAGAAGCCCCCCCAACACCUCCCACAACACCAGCCCCAGAUAUUUCAGAACCAGCCCCUCCAUUGCUUCUCACAACACCUGCCCUAGACAAAUCCAAAACAGCCCCUCCAAUGCCUCCCACAACACCGGCCCCGGAAGAAUCAGAACCAGCCCCUUCUGAGGCAUCUGAUUACUUCACCCGGCGUCCCCCCUCCAGAGAUCUCCCAGCCCCUCCUAUCCGGUUAGCCAGGAAGCAAGUGAAUCAAUCAGAGAGGUCUGAUCCCAAGGAGGGGAAAGACAGCCCUGUGCUGGAGGGAAUGCUAGAGAUUAAACUGAAACAAGGCGGGACAAAAGGUCUGGAUCACUGGGACAGUGUAUAUGCCGUCCUAGAGAGGGAGUCUCUGCACCUGUACCAGGACCAGGCUGCAGCUGCACAGGGCUGUUCUCGCUGGCCUCCCAUCAAGACAGCUGGGGCAGUGUGCAAGGAUAACUCCAGCUACAGGAGGAAGGAGAACACCUUCAAACUGAUACUGGAAGAUGGAAGCCAGUACCUGUUCUCCGCGCCCAGCCGCCAGCUGCAGCAGCGCUGGGUGGAGGAGCUGCAGGCUCUUGGGAAACCGCAGCCAAUCAAACUGAAAGAAGAAGUGAAGGAAACUGUGGUGGAUGGGCUGGUGUCAACCCCAGAGCCCCCCAUCCCUGAGUCCCACCUGGACACAAAACAGAAGACUGCUGCUGAGAGCUGUGACUCUGGGAAGGGGCCACCCCCAAAGCCUCCCCACACAUACUACAACAAACACCGAUACCCAGAGGGGGGCGAGAACAGAAGUCUGGUCUCCAGGACAACCAGCCAAUCAGAGAAUCUACCCCAGAACCCAAGCCUUCUACAGAGGCCCUCCCCUCCAACUUCUGUACCGCCUCCUCCUCCAGCCAGUCAGCUCGAGGGUGCAACCAAGGAGAAGCCAAAGAGCAAGAGCGUCUUAAAGAAGCUCUUCAAGAUGUAA